This is a messenger RNA of Drosophila suzukii, 995 nucleotides long. The record is from RefSeq and is a predicted model, not a curated record. Lineage: Eukaryota; Metazoa; Arthropoda; Insecta; Diptera; Drosophilidae.
CUCCACUGUCUCACAUUAACAAACUAUCGGUCAUCACUAAGAACCAAAAACGUAAACAAAGGUAAAUACUUGCAAAUAUUGACGGGAAAAUCAUUGAUGACCUAGCCAAGCGCUCCCACUCAACCAUGGAUGCCCUCGAGGUGCUGCAGGGCACCACCCAUUCUCUGUCGGCAAUAGCCCCCUCCUCGCGACUACGGCGGUUCCAUCUCCCCCACUGGGAAAGCUUACUCACACAUUGUGGGCUUUACAAAGGUUUAAUAAAUAUCCCUUUAAGACCGAAGCCUGGCCGCCGUCUUAAAUAUUUACGCGGUCAAAGCAGAGGAGUGGUUUUGCUGGAAAAGGGUACAGGCGCCGCGGAAACUAUGCUCUAUGAGUCAUGUAUUGGUAGAGCUCGCAUGGAAACGCGGCCCUCAAAGGAACAUGCGCGAAGCGCGUGUGUAUGGUCACCUAAUCUAAAGAAGCUCCAGGGGAAAAUAAGGGGCAGGCCAAAAAGGCAAACAACGAGGACAAAUAAGGCUCUCGAGUCUCAAUAUAUAUAAUCAAGGUACACGUGUAUUUAAAUUUUCCUAAAUUUCAGACACUGUUGGGCCGGGCCUGGAGGCGAUGAUAGCCCGGGCUGAUGACUUCCCGCCGGAGGCCAGCAGCGAUACAGGUCUCCAGGAAAGAAAACUGGCGCUCUCCGGUGAGUUAUGCAAGGGCAGUCGAAGGUUCGGCCGCCCGACAAAAUGGCGGUACCUCUCAACGCCGCGAUGCGACGGCUGGAAGUCCCCGAGAUGAGGUGGACGCGGUACACCGGAACGGACUCACCGGGAAAUGUUUGAUGUCAUCGGCGUCGACUGCGAAAGGCUUUUCUGGACGGUCGUUGGUACGGGUCGAACGGACACCGGUUGCUGGGCAGCCAAGUCGGGCUGGUAGGUAUGGAGAAGUCGCGCAGUAGAACUCCAAAUAAAUAUUCCGGGGCCCUUUGUAUUGGGACCCCGGCUGCUAUUUAAUUU